ACAGACUCUCGACUCGGCAAUGCUCGGUCUUUCAACAGGUUUGACAUAAUUCUUUCAAUAACUCAUUUCGUCGGUUUCAUCACAAUCUGUCUCAAUGGAUAUUUCCUGAACACAUUCAAAAAUGGUCUUGCGUGGCCUUCAAAAGUCAAAAACGGAGAUAAUAAGGCACUGGGGAAACGUGGCGAUCAACUGCACGCGUUUCUGAUGAUUUUAGCAUUUAUUUAUUUUCAAGGAGAAGCUUUGUUGGCAUAUCGAUUGUACCGGUAUGACGCGAAGAUUAUUUCAAAACUACUUCACACAGCUCUACAUAUUAUUGCAAUUGGGCUAGGAAUUACUGCAUUGACUGUGAUUAUAAUGAGUACUAAUAACGCAGGUUGGAAUAAUUUUACAAGUGUUCACAGUUGGAUUGGAAUUUGUCUGCUUUCGGUUUAUCUGGUUCAG
Molecule: messenger RNA, 441 nt
Organism: Caenorhabditis elegans
Lineage: Eukaryota; Metazoa; Nematoda; Chromadorea; Rhabditida; Rhabditidae
Source: the annotation of a RefSeq genome assembly